UAUCAAGAAUGCGUUCGUUUACUAUUAGGUUUUACUUGUGAAUUAUUUUACUUACAAAAAAAAUUAGUGCAUAUAUCAAAUAAGAACUAUCUGAAAUGGUGUACAUACACUUUCCAACCAAUCUGACGGAGGAGGAGCAGAUGCUGCAAGCCAAGUAUCAGAAAUUAAAAAAAAAGAAAAAGGCAUUGCAAGCGCACAAAGCACCCAAGCAAGAGCCCGAGAGUGCAUUAACAUUAAAGCGACCAACAGAUGCGCGCGAUGCACGAGAAGUGGCUCGAAAGCUCAUCAAGAGUGGCGCCAUUCCCGCCAUUCAAAAGCAACAAACAAAACAGGAUCAAACUUCAUUUAAGCGCCCAAAGGGUCAAGAAAGAGCCAAACGCUCCACAUCGGAGACAACUGUGGCCGCCUACCAACCCUUCUCGUCGACCCAAAACGAUGUGGCUCAAGAAACGAUAAUUAGCGAAAUAAUAAAAGAGGAACCGCGCCGUCAAAAUUUAUAUCAGCACUUUGCAACGGAACGGGAUCGAGAGGAACGCGGCUUGACGGAAAAGGCAACUUUGGACACAGCACAGCCUGAGAAACCACGUGCUGGCAAUACAAUCUUUGUGUCUGGCAACAAGGUCACCGAGGAAUUCCUCAAGAAAACCUUCAAUGACUACGGCACUAUUGUGAAUGUAUCCAUGGAAAUUGAGAAGAGUCGCGGUUUUGUUUCAUUUGCCAAGCCAGAAUCAGCGGAUCGAGCUAUUGCUGAGAUGCAUGGCAAGAGCGUUAAUGGCAUCGUUUUGCAAGUGCAACUGGCGCGUCGCCAACCACAAAUUGAACCCAUCAACGAUGCUUCCUCCUCUGCCGUGUGGUCAUCCAUUGCUGCUAGUAAAUCACAAAAGGGCAGCCACAAGGAUUUACGGCAAAUGGUUCAAUACGAUGAGGAUUUCUUUGCGUAAACACAUUAACACAUCUGUAGUUAGGCAUACUUAAACGAACACUUCAUCAUCAUUUCAACCAUAUUAUGCAUCA
Drosophila albomicans is the source of this 1014-nucleotide messenger RNA. RefSeq names its product negative elongation factor E (gene Nelf-E). The transcript is spliced from 3 exons. Gene Ontology annotation, cellular component: NELF complex. The record is from RefSeq and is a predicted model, not a curated record. Lineage: Eukaryota; Metazoa; Arthropoda; Insecta; Diptera; Drosophilidae. Gene Ontology annotation, molecular function: RNA binding. Gene Ontology annotation, biological process: negative regulation of transcription elongation by RNA polymerase II. The coding region runs from base 96 to 941 and encodes 281 amino acids.